This is a messenger RNA of Uranotaenia lowii, 569 nucleotides long. RefSeq names its product general odorant-binding protein 66-like. The transcript is spliced from 4 exons. Bases 69 to 569 code for a protein of 166 amino acids. NCBI's taxonomy places the organism in Eukaryota, Metazoa, Arthropoda, Insecta, Diptera, Culicidae. The record is from RefSeq and is a predicted model, not a curated record.
AAAUCCAGCAAUGCAAUCAAUUACCGAAAGUCCUCGUUUCAAAUGUGAGCUGUUGUGAGGGACUUCACAUGGAAGAAGACAAAAUCAUCCAAGACUGUGUAAAUCAGUUCAAUAGCUCAAAUUACACCGUAGUCGAAAUGUAUUGUAAAUCAACUGAUUGUGUUUUCAAAGACAGAAAUUUUCUCAAACCGGACGGAUCAUUGGAUAAAACCGCAAUGAACAAGUAUUUCGAAGAUCAGCUCAAAAACUACACAGAAUGGAGGGAUAUCUUCAAAACAGUGGCAAUCGAACCGUGCUUUCAGAUGAUCGAGGAAAACCAUCAACAAAUGGUCAGUUUCUUCGAGUCCAAUAAGCUGGAUAUUCUGCCAAUGUCGCAGUGUUCUGUGAAGCCUACUUUGAUGUCGUUUUGCAUGGAGCUGAAUCUAUUGGCCAACUGUCCUUCAAAACAUACAAUUGGUGGUUUAGAAUGUCAAGAAGCACGAACUUUUGUGAAAAAGUGUGUUAAUACAACAGAAAGCUUUUUACAGUUUUUGAAAUCAUACGCGGACAAAACUGGAGAAAUGAAAUAG